UACCUAGCAUGUUCCGAUUUGGAUGUGCGGCCUCCAUGUGCCUAACGUUCCAAAUUGUCAAAUGUCUAAAAUCUACAAGAAAGGAAAGCAAUCAAGGAUAACACGGCUCUACCUCCACCUCCACCUCCACCUCCACCUCCACGGUUGGGUAACCCAACUUCUAAUUUCUAAUUUCUAAUUUCUAAUUUCUAAUUUCUAAUUUGUAGUUUCUGGUUCCUUAUUUUUAUCGGCAAAUUAAAAUGAGGUUUAUAGAUCUAUUAUUGGUAGCUUCGGUACCGGUUGUUAAGGUCCUAUUGGUAACUGGCGUAGGAUUAUUUCUUGCUUUAGAUGGUAUCGAUAUUUUGGGUGAAAAUGCUCGCCAUCAUUUAAACAAGGUUGUAUUCUUUGUUUUUAGCCCUUCCCUUAUUGCUUCCAACUUAGCUAAAACUCUCACCUUUCAAACCUUUCGUACCUUGUGGUUUAUGCCAGUAAACAUAUUGAUUACAUUUGUAAUUGGGUCAAUACUAGGAUGGCUCCUUUUGAAGCUUACAAGACCACCAAAGCAUCUCAAGGGUCUCAUUAUUGGAGCUUGUUCUGGCGGGAAUAUGGGAAACUUGCCAAUCAUUCUAGUUCCUGCAAUGUGCAAAGAGAAGGGUAGUCCAUUCGGGCCUGCUGAUGUUUGUGAGACAUACGCUCUGUCCUACGCUUCUCUAUCCAUGGCGAUAGGGGCAGUAUACUUGUGGUCAUAUGUUUACAACGUGGUGAGGAUCUCUGCUGAGGAAGUAGCAGCAGGAGAAAUAGAUGCAAAUUACUAUUCACUUGUGGCGGAUUCUGAACAACGUCGCCUCAUAGACCCUUCCUCUAAACCACCGGUUUCAUUACCACAAAGGAUGAGCCAUUCCAUAAGAAGCUUCUUAGAAAAGGCCAACCUCAAAGCAGUGCUCGCACCAUCGACUAUUGCAGCGAUACUUGGGUUUGCAAUUGGAAUGAUUUCUCCAAUCCGGAAUUUGAUGAUUGGCAAUGAUGCUCCAUUCCAUGUUGUCACUGACUCAGCCUUCAUGCUUGGAGAAGCAGCCAUUCCAGCUCUGACCGUAAUACUCGGAGCAAACCUCCUUCAAGGUUUAAGGGGUUCUGGUAUUCAAUUAAGAGUUGUUAUUGGGAUAGUUGUAGUACGCUUCAUAAUUCUUCCUCUAUUGGGAAUUUUGAUUGUUAAGGGAGCACUUCGAGUUGGUCUCGUUCCAUACGACGACAAAUUGUUUGUAUUUCUUCUUCUAAUUCAAUAUGCUAUGCCACCAGCAAUGAACAUAGGCACAAUGACACAACUGUUUGGAGCUGGCCAAAGUGAGUGUUCCGUGAUUAUGCUAUGGACUUAUGCUUUAGCUUCUGUGUCUCUUACUCUUUGGUCCACCUUAUUUCUGUGGAUUGUCACGUAACAAAAAUCGUAUCAGUUAUCACUCCCUCCGUCCAGAUGUAAUAGAAAAGUCAUGUUUUGAGUACGUUGUUUAAAUCUAGUCAUUAGUGGAAAACAAAAAUUUUGGUAAUAAAUUCACUCACCAAAUGUGAUCUUUUUACUUCAUUUACUAUAGUGGUGUUGAACAACUUGUACAACAAAAAUAGAUUGUGUGACGAUUAUUUACUUGAUUCUCCA
Messenger RNA from Spinacia oleracea (spinach), 1627 nucleotides. Its product is annotated as protein PIN-LIKES 1. The record is from RefSeq and is a predicted model, not a curated record. Gene Ontology annotation, biological process: endoplasmic reticulum to cytosol auxin transport. Lineage: Eukaryota; Viridiplantae; Streptophyta; Magnoliopsida; Caryophyllales; Amaranthaceae. The transcript has 9 exons. Gene Ontology annotation, cellular component: membrane. Bases 240 to 1412 code for a protein of 390 amino acids.